Molecule: messenger RNA, 1506 nt
Organism: Trifolium pratense (red clover)
Lineage: Eukaryota; Viridiplantae; Streptophyta; Magnoliopsida; Fabales; Fabaceae
Product: cinnamoyl-CoA reductase-like SNL6
Exons: 5
Coding region: 222-1307 (361 amino acids)
Biological process (GO): steroid biosynthetic process
Molecular function (GO): 3-beta-hydroxy-Delta5-steroid dehydrogenase (NAD+) activity
Source: RefSeq, a predicted model, not a curated record
CACAACAAACACACACAACACAACACUCACUCAUAUCUAUCUAUAUAUUGCUUCCAUAACCCCCUUUCAACCUUCACACAUAACCAUAAUAUAAACCAUACACAAACCAAGUACACCAAUUUAAGAGAAGAAAAAAAAUAUCAUCAUUUUCAUAUUCCUAACUAUAUAUCAUAUCUUUAUUUUCAAACACUUAUAUUAUUCUCAAUUUUGUUCAUAAAAAUAUGGGUGUUGUGGGCACAUGUGAAAUUAGGAGAUCAGAACUUGAGGUCUUUCACCGGAAUCUAGUGGCUACCGCCGGCAUACACCGGAGAAAAGACGAUGAAGGAUUAAGAAAAAACAACUCAUUUGAUUCUUCUUUAGAUGAUGAUGAUGAUGAUAAAGGAACAACCUUGGUUUGUGUCACUAGUGGUGUUUCAUAUUUGGGUCUUGCUUUGGUCAACCAUCUUUUAGUCUUAGGUUAUUCUGUUAGAAUAACUGUUGACAACCCAGAGGACAUAGAAAAAUUGAGGGAAAUGGAAAGAGAUGGAGAAAUGAGAAAUAAUUUGGAAAUAAUAAUUGCAAAACUAAGUGAUGUUGAUAGUUUGGAGAAAGCAUUUGAAGGAUGUCGUGGCAUUUUUCAUACCUCUGCAUUUACUGACCCUGCUGGUCUAUCUGGAUACACUAAAUCAAUGGCUGAGAUUGAAGUCAAUGUAGCAGAAAAUGUGAUGGAAGCAUGUGCAAGAACACCUUCAAUUAAAAGAUGUGUAUUCACAUCAUCACUAGCUGCUUGUAUUUGGCAAGACAAUGUAAAUUCAGAACUUACUCCUAUUAUUAACCAUGGCUCUUGGAGCAGUGAAUCACUCUGCAUAGACAAAAAGCUAUGGUAUGCAUUAGGCAAGAUGAGGGCAGAGAAGGCAGCUUGGAGAAUAGCCAAUGAAAGAGGUUUGAAACUCACUACCAUUUGUCCAGCACUUAUCACAGGUCCUGAAUUUUGUCCUAGAAAUCCAACGGCAACAAUUGCAUAUCUCAAAGGAGCACAAGAAAUGUAUUCUAAUGGUUUGUUAGCAACAAUUGAUGUAAAGAAAGUGGCUGAAGCUCAUGAAUGUGUGUUCAAAGAAAUGAAUGGAAAUGCUUAUGGUAGAUACAUUUGUUUUGAUAAUGUAAUUGAUGCUCAAAGUGAAGCAGAAAAGCUAGCAAAGGAGAUUGGAAUGCCUAAAGAAAAAAUAUGUGGAGAUGCAUCAAAUAAUUCUUUGCAAAGAUUUGAGCUAUCAAAUAAAAAGUUGUGCAGGCUCAUGUCUAGGCCAAUUAGGUGUUUUAGUGAAUAUUAGAUGAAAUCAUGUUGCCUUAAUGUCCUAAGAUUUGUGCCAUUUCUUUGUCUUAGCUAGUAGUUGCUAGAAAAUAGAUGAGAUAUGCUUUUUUAGUUUUCUUUUAUUGUCUAUGAUGGGGUGUCCUACAUGGGUAACAUGUAGUUUGUUUGGCCAUGCUUAUAUUCAUUUAUCAUAAAUUUUUAUAUAUAUCUUUAUUCAA